AGGUGGAGUCCGAGGUGGAGUGCCCGAGCUGGAGGCUGACGUGGAGUCCGAGAUGAGAAAGGUCAGGGGUUCGAAUCCUGGAACCUAGGGCGCCAAAGUGAAAAUUUGUCCGUUGCUAGAGGAAGAUCCAUGGCGUCGCCCUGCCGGAUGCGCCGCGAGGAAUGCUUCGCAGUGAAGCACGAUCGCUACUUCACGCGCUGGAAGAUCUUGAUCGGGCACUCGGACUGGCGCGAUUCAGUGGACAGCCCUAGCGGAUCGAGGUACCGGCUCCACAAUCUCCCCAGCAAGAGCGCUGUUCGUCCCGGAAUCUACGAGCUGGGGAUCGUCCGGCCGUGCUCGAGUUCUCGCAAGAGGAAAAAGAAGAAGAGGCUACACAGGAGAGAUGUGGUGGCCGUGUACCUCGGACAGGCCGAGAAUGUGAGGCAAAGGCUACAGUCUUACGGGCAAGGAGGGUCUCACUUGGAAGGCUGGACUGGAUUGGAGAAAUGGCUGCCCGAGAAGAGAGUUCUCACGCAGAUCUUCCGGCAAGGACCUCGAUUGUUCUCCGAGAUCUUUGCUCGAGGAUACUCACUGGCAUUUCGAUGGUCUGCUACAGGAAGCAAGGAAUCAGCGCUAGCAGCCGAGAAGAAGCUACUCCAUGUUUUCGACUACGCUUGGAACAAGGGUGCCAAUGGAGCUCGGCGAUCGCUGGACGUUCUCACCAAGCUCGAGAUGCAAUCCAACGUGGUGUGCGGGACGAGGAGCUCCAUCGCGACCCGGCUGGGCUGCGCGAGGAUUUUCGAGAGGAGAGUUGGAGUCAGGGUGGAGCUGUCAAAGCCCAAGGAUCGAUCGGAGGCCAGGAGCUUCCGGGACGUGAUAAGGGGAUUCCUUGGCCUCUCCAUUGAUGGUCACGAAGAUCAUCGCAAGAAAGAAGGAGAUGGAGUUCGUCCAGACGAUGCGAGGAAGACGAGUUCUUCCAGGAAGGAUUGCAAGGUGAGGAUCGAAAGAGCAGGGACAGGGAAACUCUACGGGGAAGUGACAGGAGAGAAUGGAUUGAAAUGCGGAGUGGUUUCGAAGGUGGAUGGCGUUGGCUGCACGAGAACUCCCAGAAAUGGGAGGAAGCGCUGCGAUUUGCAUAGGAGAAUGAGGGUGAUCAAGAUAUAAGUAUUGUUCUUAUGUGAUGGAAGUCCAACUCUCACACAUUGUAUGCUAAGCUUACGCUCAACAAAAUUUACCACCUUUUUAACAAGGGGUAAAGAUUCCUAAGUUUGUGAUGAUGGAAUGCUCCAGACACGCACAUUUGAACUCAAGAUUGGCUGUCAUCAAGGACGGAUUCGAACUUUUUUGAAAUCACGAGAAAACAACAGAAUGUACGAUGUUUGAUUUAAAGAUGAGAUUUGACUCUUGUUAUCAUGUCAUUGUUACAACUCUGUAAGUUGAAGUUGCCACUCAAGAACAGGUUCAUCUUCAGAGUU
This is a messenger RNA of Selaginella moellendorffii, 1454 nucleotides long. RefSeq names its product protein EFFECTOR OF TRANSCRIPTION 2-like. Lineage: Eukaryota; Viridiplantae; Streptophyta; Lycopodiopsida; Selaginellales; Selaginellaceae. Gene Ontology annotation, molecular function: DNA binding. The record is from RefSeq and is a predicted model, not a curated record. Gene Ontology annotation, biological process: regulation of DNA-templated transcription. The coding region runs from base 130 to 1143 and encodes 337 amino acids. The transcript has 3 exons.